CCUAAAUGACUAAUGAUGAUAAAUACAAGCUUCCUCUUCUUCCUCAAACACUCCCUCUAUGAGGAGACCCUGGAGCUGCUCACUGAGGAGACGGCCAACGAGGUGCUGGAUAUCUUCGGUGUGGCCGAGCCGUCCCAGCUUCCCCAUGUUAUAGCCAGCCCUUCCAUGGCCAGAGCCAGCCCUGACUGUGGCCUGGCCCACCUAGAGCGGCUGGAGUCCAUCGGAGCCCCCUCCGUACCCCUCACCCUGUCCAAGGCUGCCCUGGCCCUGCGCAUGGCAGACCUGCAGCUCUACAGGCAACACAUGGACCGACACACAGAGAUGCUGCAGGUGUAUGGGUUCAUUGAGGAAGCCAAGCUGCUGCUGCACGGCAGAGGGGAUACGGUGGUACCUACUCUCCUGGCUCGUCACCUCCGAGACAACCAGGACGGCCUGCUGGUGGCAGCCUUGGUGGCGCUGCACGAGAACGACAAGGUCAAACUGGACGAGGCUGACCUCUUCUUCCAGGAGCUGUGUGGGGAUGUGUCAGGGCCCCAGGGAGGCCCUCAGCUGCUGGUUGACUUCUGGGAAGCCUUGCUGAUGGCCUCGUCACAGGAAGCCGUCAUCCAGGAGCUGCUGUUCCGCCUCACCACUGUCUACAUCGAUCGCGUCACACGCCGAGACGGCCGCGGAUUCAAACCGCUCAAGAGCGCAGACGACCUGAUUAACUGGUGUUCUCACUAUGGCGUGUUGUAUCCCUGGGUCAGCAUCCUGACUCCAGCUCACGUCAACAUCAUUCCAGAGGACCUCCACAAACUACAGGUCAGUCUCUCUGCAUCAUGUCUGUGCUAUUUAUCAAUUUAUCAGUCAGACAUGGAAUCAAUCAACCAACCAAUCAACUUGUAA
Oncorhynchus nerka (sockeye salmon) is the source of this 885-nucleotide messenger RNA. Its product is annotated as BLOC-2 complex member HPS3-like. The coding region runs from base 13 to 885 and encodes 290 amino acids. The record is from RefSeq and is a predicted model, not a curated record. The transcript has 5 exons. Lineage: Eukaryota; Metazoa; Chordata; Actinopteri; Salmoniformes; Salmonidae. Gene Ontology annotation, cellular component: cytoplasm. Gene Ontology annotation, biological process: organelle organization.